Molecule: messenger RNA, 3066 nt
Organism: Purpureocillium lilacinum
Lineage: Eukaryota; Fungi; Ascomycota; Sordariomycetes; Hypocreales; Ophiocordycipitaceae
Source: RefSeq, a predicted model, not a curated record
AUGGACGAGCUGCGCUUCCGGGCCCAGCAGUCGCCGCGCAACGAGCCGCCCAUGGCCAGCUUCGUCUCGCCGCCUCGCAAUGGGAAUGGUGCUCGCCUGCCCCAGCAGGCCGCCCACGACCAGCGCGCCAACAUGCCUCGCCGCUUCACCACCGACUCCGGCCGCGUCCCGACCCUCUCGUCCAUGAACUCGAGCAUGAGCUCGCCCCAGCGCGGCACGGGCCUCGACGCCAACCCGGAAUAUAAUCCGACGUUACACAAAGUCCAACUGAUAGAGCAAAAGAAGAUAGAGUACGAGAGGAUCCGAGAGCAGCGCCACCGCUUCGAGCUGGAGAUGCAGCGACUUGACCAGCGGCAACGACGCGAGGCGCUGGAGCUUGCCCAGAUGGAGGAGGAAAUCGGCAGACUGGCCGGCCAUCAGUCCGAGCCGACCACUCCUCCCGAGUAUCGCGACAACUCGGGCUUUCCGUCCAUGUUCUCGAGGCCGAACCGUUAUUCCAUGUCGAGCUUGGCUUCGCCGCCGGGCUUGUUCAACAGACCCGCUCGCUCGGGCUCGCAGUUGACCUCGCCGCCCUCUGGCCUCAUUCAGAACCGCUAUGGGUAUGAAGAGCCGAUGCCCUCUCGCUCUGUUCCCACCACUCGUCGAAACAGCGACGACGAGGAAAAGGAGGAGGCUGUCCGUCAGGACCCGACCAGCCACAGGUCAACCAAUGUCCUGAAUCGCUACUCACUGCCAGUCACGCGAUCGCGAAACGGACCCUACGACAUGAAUCUCGACCAGACCAACACUACGCGCUUCCUGUUCGGCGACGACGAGCCCAGGGCGCUUCAUCGGGGGCAGACGCCCGACGAGCAUUUCCCUACUCUUGUGCGGCGGGAAGAUCAGAUGAGCCUCUCGUCCAUCAACGGUGCGUCUUCGGCCCAGGCUGGGGACCUUGCCAGCAUCGGCAGCCGACCGAACUCGCUCCGCCACUCGCUUGAUCUUAAGUACAUCUCGGAGAACGCGACCGAGCCGUCUGGUGGCAUCAUGAAUCCGUCUGGCAAUCACAACAUGAACACGACGCCGCCCAGACUGCAGAGCUCCUUCUCUGCCAACGACGUGCCUACGGUUAAGAACCAGUCCGGCGCUGCGAUGAUGGGAGGCAACGCAAACAACCACGCUCAGCAGCACUUUCACAACCACAACGCUAGCAUCGGCCGCAUCCCCGCUGGCGCUGUGCCAACGCGCGGUCAUAACCGAGAGCUCUCGAGCGACAGCAACGUCAACAGUGGCCGAGAGCAGGCCGCCGGCUUUCCGUCUAUCCAGUCCGCACUUCACGCCAGCGCGCCGCCCUUUGGCCCCAGCAUGACGUCGGCAGCGCCAAUGUCGAGCGCCUCGACCAUCUCGUCGCCCACCAGCGCGGCCCCUGCAGGCCAGUUCCACGGCUUCUUCCCCACCAAUGGAUAUGCUCCAGCUGGUGCCAACGGCGCGGGAAACUUCGGCAUUCCGAUGCUUGCGGCGCAGAUGCAGCAGAUGAACAUGAACGGCGUCAACAACGGAAACACGGUGUACCCCCCUCAGAACUACACCGGCUAUGGCUCGAUGCCGUACAACCCGGCCGGUCAACGUGACAGCCAGGCUCGUGUGAUUCAGCACCGCCGCCAGCUGGAUAAUGAAGCCAUGUCGCGCUACCACAACAUGCCUCUGGACUCUUUCCGUGGCCAAAUCUACGAUCUGUGCAAGGACCAGCACGGCUGCCGCUAUCUUCAGAAGAAGCUCGAGGAACGCAAUCCGAGCCAGGUCACCAUGAUCUGGGAGGAGACAAACCAGCACGUCAUCGAGCUCAUGAUGGACCCGUUUGGUAAUUAUUUGUGCCAAAAGCUCCUCGAGUUUUGCAAUGACGACGAGCGGACUGUUUUGAUCCAGAACGCGUCGCAGGACAUGGUCCGCAUCGCCCUGAACCAGCAUGGAACCAGGGCUCUACAGAAGAUGAUCGAGUUCGUCAACACUGGACAGCAGGUCCGACUCAUCAUCGAGGCGCUGCGCUUCCGAGUUGUUGAGCUCAUCCAAGACCUCAACGGCAACCACGUUAUCCAGAAGUGUCUGAACAAGCUCACUUCGGCCGAUGCCCAGUUCAUCUUCGAUGCAGUUGGCAACAACUGCGUCGAUGUGGGCACGCAUCGACAUGGAUGCUGCGUGCUCCAGCGUUGCAUCGACCACGCCUCCGGCCACCAGAAGUCGUGGUUGGUUGACCGCAUCACGGGCCACGCUCGUGUUCUCGUGCAGGACCCCUUCGGCAACUACGUCGUCCAGUACAUCAUCGAUCUCAAUGAGCCGAGCUUCACGGACCCCGUCGUCCAGUCGUUCAAGGGCUGCGUCGGAUCGCUGUCUCGUCACAAGUUUAGCUCCAAUGUGAUCGAAAAGUGUCUCCGAUGCGCCGGACCCGAGUCCAAAGACAUGAUUGUCGACGAGCUGCUUGCUCCCCAGGAGAUCGACCGCAAUUUGCGAGACUCCUUCGGCAAUUACGUCGUUCAGACAGCUCUGGAAUUCGCCACUCCUCCUCAGAAGUACCGCCUGGUCGAGGCCAUCCGCCCUCUCCUCCCGCAGAUCCGCAAUACUCCGUACGGGCGCCGCAUCCAGGCCAAGAUCGCCAUGUACGACAACCGUGGAAGCGCGGCUUCCAGCGGCCAGGCUACCCCUGCCGACAACACCCAGGGCCAGAUACCCAUCCGGCCUAGCCAUGCUCGUGGCAUGUCUGGAAACGCCCCCAUGCUGGCGAGCAAUGGCCUCGCAACCAACGGCGGUGGCUUGCAGGGAUUGGGCACGCAGGGGAUGCGCCAGAAUGGCCCCAUUCAUCCUGGCAACGCUGCCUUGGGCGCUCCCGGCGCAACGACGUCUGGACCGGCGCAGUACCAGCCCUCUCAGCAGCAGCAUAAUGGUCAGCAGCCGGUUGCUCGGCAAGACCAAGCGCAGCAGGGCCAUAUGCAGCCUGGCCCCACCCAGCAGACCCAGUUCAACCAGAUGCUGCCGGCCGAGUACCCGCCGAACAACUCCUCGACGGAUACCAGCGAGGCACGCUGGGUGUAA